UUACGAAUGUAAACAAUUUCUGCAUACAGGCGGACAAAUUGGUUGAUUUGACAGCAGUCGGUGUUAUAACUCAUAGCACGGAAAUAAAAUGGUGCCUAAAAGAAAAGUGAAAACUGAAGGCAAGUCAUCGGAUAGAAAGCAAGGAUCAGAUGGCACAGGAAAAGUGGAAUGCGCUGUAUAUUCAACGCCUGGUGAUAAUUCAGGUUCAGAAGAAGCAUUAGAUUCUUCAAAGUACUCUAGCAGGAAACUGAACAGCAACUGGCAAAAAUACGACGACGAAGUCAAUUUGGUGUCUGAAUCGAGAGGUCUAAAUUUUUCAGAUUUCUCCAAGCAAAAGCCAUCAGCCAGCACAGAUUCAUACUUUAGGUUUUCGAGUGAAAAAAAUUGGGGUGUUCUAGAAAAGUUUGACGACUACUUUAAACUCAAUGUUAAUGAUUUGUGCAGAGAAAUCAUGUGUAUUCCUGUACAUGAAAGACUGAAAUUAGAACCGUGUUUGCUGACAACUGAACAAAUAGAAACUUUUGACAGUGAUGCCAAAAUGUAUGAAAAUCGAAUGAAAGCACCUCUGGCUCUCACCAAAAACAUAACUGGGAAAAUGUUAUCUUUAUUGACAACUGAAAUUGAAUCAAAAGAUGAAGCAAAAUCCUGCAGCACAGGCUGGCAUCAUCCAGAUGAAGAACUUGCCGACAAGCAGCAGAAGACGUGGGAUAACAACUGUGAAAACUUUUUUAGUCUCAGUGGUGUUGAAGAAGAAUUAGACUUAAUAUUAGCAAUGCCAACAAUGGCAUUACCUUCUGCACCUGAAGUUUCAUCCGACACAGAAGAUGUUUCUGAAGAAUCAUCUGUGGUACACUCUAAUCUUGAACUUCAAAAUGACUGGCUUGAUUCACUAUUAGACGAGGAUUGAUCCGAUUAGAAACCAUGGCUAUCAGUAGUCUUACGAAAUGUCUUAAAUUUAUUCAUAAAAGAAUCGCAUUUUGCUACCAUUAAGGCAAAGAAAAAGGGAAAGAAAAUACACGGGCCAUGGAAGCGA
Messenger RNA from Daphnia magna, 1033 nucleotides. RefSeq lists its product as uncharacterized. The transcript is spliced from 2 exons. The record is from RefSeq and is a predicted model, not a curated record. The coding region runs from base 89 to 907 and encodes 272 amino acids. Gene Ontology annotation, biological process: negative regulation of G2/M transition of mitotic cell cycle. NCBI's taxonomy places the organism in Eukaryota, Metazoa, Arthropoda, Branchiopoda, Diplostraca, Daphniidae.